Messenger RNA from Rana temporaria (common frog), 3382 nucleotides. It is a transcript of the gene ZFR2, whose product is annotated as zinc finger RNA binding protein 2. The coding region runs from base 1 to 3009 and encodes 1002 amino acids. Gene Ontology annotation, molecular function: double-stranded RNA binding; zinc ion binding; single-stranded RNA binding. Gene Ontology annotation, cellular component: precatalytic spliceosome. The transcript is spliced from 18 exons. NCBI's taxonomy places the organism in Eukaryota, Metazoa, Chordata, Amphibia, Anura, Ranidae. The record is from RefSeq and is a predicted model, not a curated record.
AUGUCUGCUCCAGCUACUGAGAAGGACAAGAGGAAAAAUUAUUUUACAGACCAGGAGAAGGAUGUUAUCAUCAGGGCCAUGUCCAGGUAUGAUGUGUACCUCCAUGGUGCAGAGAGUGGCAACACCACUAAGGCCAGGAAGGCUCAGAUCCUGUUGCAGAUUGCGACAGAGGUCAAUGCCCUGGGAUACGAGCGAGACCGGUCGGCCCUGACCAGGAGACUGCAGUUUCUGGGCCUGAUGUUCAACUCGGAGCAGGCCAGCAUGUCCCUUCUGGUGGAAAAGCUUCAGACUGUGGUCCAACUUCCUUUUGUCGAGCGAACACCCUGCUCCCUCUUGGAGGUGGUGUCGGUUGUUCACCUAAGGACUUUGUCCUGCCUUCCUUGUGUCCGUGGCCUUUGCAUCUUAAAGAUGCAUGCCUUGGAUGUGGUCCGUGUGGUUAAUGUGUCCUUGUCAACUGCAACCAACUGCUGGUUGGUCAUUGAUCUUUUUAUGUCCAUGGUCGGCUCCAGGAAAAGCCUGGGGCCUCCUCUGCCACGUUUUCCAGUGGAAUCUUUGUCUCAUUUCAAUUGUUUUUCUUCAGCUUCCAGUUACUCUUCUUCUGAACCUACUACUGCAUAUCCAGAGGCUUCGUCAAGUUACCAUCAUCAGCAGCCUAAUCGAUUUGGACAUGGAUCUUGGGGCAGUAAAGAUGUGAGAGCGAGUGAAAAUGGUACUAAAUAUGCCAGAAAUGCUGCAUAUGUGAACAAAGACAUGAAAUUCAAGGCGCAGCCGAAACCACAACAGCUGCAUUAUUGUGACAUCUGCAAAAUAAGCUGUGCAGGAUAUCAGACAUAUAAAGAGCAUUUAGAGGGACAGAAGCACAAAAAAAAAGAACUUUCAGUCACCACCCAGAUUCCUGCAAGAGGUACACAAACACAAUUGCAGUGUCAGCUCUGUGAUAUUUCGUGUACUGGACCAGAUGCCUAUGCUGCACACAUUAAAGGCGUCAAGCAUCAAAAGGUUGUAAAAUUGCACACUAGAUUAGGAAAACCAAUUCCUGAUACAGAACCUGUCAUAACACACACACCUGGACCACCCAGCAAAUCUCCAACAUUCACUUCCACUGGAAUGCAAAACCUAGAAAAUGUACAAUCCCUUGAAUAUUCCGCCAACUCAGAGUCAUUACCUACAGAAUCAUCUGCAGUUUCAUCUACAAGUUCCAAGCAACGCCCAUCAAUGUUAGAGAUGGAAGAAGAGCACAUGGAUGCCCAAGAUACAUUUUAUGGAAAUGUUGUGCAACCUGUUGGAAAAAACUAUGUGGAAGAGAUUCAUAAUGAGGAAGGGAAGACAAUACGGUUCCAUUGUAAACUCUGUGAAUGCAGCUUCAAUGAUACCAAUGCCAGAGACAUGCAUCUGAAGGGCCGCCGACAUAGGCUACAGUAUAAGAAAAAUGUGAACCCACGCGUUCCAGUAGAAGUGAAGCCAAGCAAUCAACCUAGGAUGAUGCAAGAGGAAAGAAAUUGGCGCAGAUGGGAGCAUAGACAGGCAAUGCAGAGAUAUUUAGAAGAGGAACAAAUGUGGCUCAUGGAAAUGAGACAUUAUGAGGACAUGUACAGGAGAGAGUUGGAAGAAGAGUAUCUGUUUUGGGAAUAUCAAGAAAUGAGACGCAUGGAGUUAGAGUGGCACCAUAUGACACAAAGCAGGCCAUCUUACUCGCAUUAUACUUCACCUCAAGUGAAUGAAUCUGUAGAUGAUCAAUACAUUAUGAGAAAGCAUGCUCAGAUCUAUCCUACUGAGAAGGAGCUUGAAGUUAUCCAGAAAACUGUAUCGUUGUCUGAAAGGGCACUCAAACUUGUAUCUGACUGCAUUAGACGUGAAUCUGACGAAAAAGACGCUAGUAAAUCUGGUGAUGCCUGUCUCUUGAGGGGUGUUAAACGUGUUGGUAUCCUAGCAAAAGGUCUUAUUUUGCGGGGCAACCAGGAAUGUCAGCUAAUCUUGUUAUGCUCAAACAAGCCAACUUGCAACUUGAUGAAGAGGAUUGCAGAAGUUCUCCCAGAACAGCUAGAGAAGUUAUCCAAAAAGCAACAUAGUGUAACCUAUGACAUGGAAGAGGCUUCCCUUCUGAUUACAUUUGAUGUUGAACCAAGGAUGCAGUUCACAGUGUUUCUUACCUGUCAUAACAACCUGUUUGCUAAAAAUACAGAAAAAAAGGAGAAGGCUGUAGAGACAGAAGAUCUGGAGAAAAAGGAGGCUGUAGAGACAGAAGAUCUGGAGAAAAAGGAGGCUGUAGAGACAGAAGAUCUGGAGAAAAAGGAGGCUGUAGAGACAGAAGAUCUGGAGAAAAAGGAGGCUGUAGAGACAGAAGAUCUGGAGAAAAAGGAGGCUGUAGAGACAGAAGAUCUGGAGAAAAAGGAGGCUGUAGAGACAGAAGAUCUGGAGAAACAGGAGAAAGAUACCUGUGCAGCAUCGGACGAAAACAGUUUGCUUAGUGAAGAGAAGUGCAAGAAUUCUCUAACUCAUCUUCGCCAGGCACAGUGGUUUCAGUUUCAUGCCAGUGAUUUGCAGUCCUGUGUUAUUGUUAUCCGCAUUUUUCGUGACUUGCGUCAGAGGGUGACGGUAUGGAGGGCUCUAUCUGAUUGGGCUUUAGAAUUAUUAGUCCAGAAGGCUUUGAACUCUACAUCCACACCGCUUUCACCAGCAGAAGCCACACGAAGAGUUCUGGAAUGUAUUGCUUCUGGAGUUCUCCUUUCUGAUGGUCCAGGGCUUCAAGAUCCUUGUAAGGAGGAGACAUUUGAUGUCUUAGAAUCACUCACUAAUCAAGAACGAGAAGAUAUCACUGCAAAUGCACAGCAAGCACUCAGAAUGAUAUCAUUUAGACAAAUCCACAAGGUGCUGGAUAUGGAACCUCUGCGAUCUUCAAGACAAAGCAGACAAAAUAGAAAGCGUCCACGGGACACCAGUGACUCUGGUUUAGUAGCAGGAAAGAAGGACAAGAAAGAAAAUGUGGAAGAUGUUCAAAAACCUAAUUAGGAUUUGUGCAUGAACACCACGGUUUUAUAAUAGAAGCUUGAAUAAAAUGUAAUGGGUGUUGCAGCACUUCUUCUUUAUUACUUUUUUUUUUUUUUUUUUUCCAGAGUACCAGUACGUAUGCAGCACCUUUCUUUCCAGUAGUGUGUACAGUGCAAUGCUUUCCAUACACAAAUCCAAUGGUCUAGUUUUUUGUGUUCAUAUGUAAUUAGUUAUUGCCAUAUACGUAGCACUCUACAUACUCUUCGGGAAGAAAGCUGUUAUACAAGUAUGCAUAUAUGUUCUGCAGUAAACACACAGAUUGUGAAGUUAUGUAUGCAAACAUGUAUCUGUAACAUGCAAUACUAAAAUUUGUAAAGACAAUUUUCUCUUGAAA